AUGACGAGCGAAGCCAGCGUGCCCAGUUGCGUCUCCGUAUUUGUCCUGUUUUCCCUCGUCCACGUGUCGCUGAGUGUGGAAAUGAAAGGCUUGUACGGCAGCUUCACCUCCCCCAACUUCCCCCAGCCGUACCCUGACCACCAGCACAUGGCGUGGAACAUCACAGUCCCAGACGGCCACAGGGUCAAACUCUACUUCACCCACUUCAGCGUGGAGCCCUCCAACCAGUGUGAAUACGACUACAUCCAGGUUUUGGCGGAGGGGAACGAAACCUUGCGGUUCUGCGGAGAGGAAGCGAAGAACUAUGAAAGCAGCCCCAGGAACACCAUCAUCCUGUCAGCCGGGAACCUCAUGUCAGUGGUCUUUAGGAGCGACUACUCUAACGAGGGCCGAUUCACCGGCUUCCAAGCAUUUUACACCUCAGAAGACAUCAACGAGUGUCAGUCCAAGGUAGAUGGGGAGAGAGUGUGCGACCAUUUUUGCCACAAUUACAUCGGCGGCUAUUACUGCACGUGCAAACAGGGAUACCUUCUCCAUGACAACAAAAGAUCCUGCACAGUGCCGUGCCAAAGCCAGGUGUUGACGUCUCCGUCGGGGGUCCUGACCAGCCCGGGGUACCCGAACCCCUACCCUCCCAUGAGUCGGUGCGACCACACCAUCCGUCUUCCUGAGGGCUCCAGAAUAAUCCUGGACUUCCUGGAAGCCUUUGACAUAGAGGGACACCCAGAUGUUCCCUGUCCGUACGAUAUGUUAAAGAUCACCACAGCCGGACAGGAGUACGGACCCUUCUGUGGCUCGACGCCGCCGCCUCGCAUUGACACUGGAAGCUACCAAGUGCAUGUUGCGUUCAGAUCCGACGCUAGCGGGAAAAACAAGGGGUGGAAGCUCAAGUACACCAGCACCAACCUGAAUCCCUCACUUUAGCUUAAAUAGGAUGGCUGAUUAAGUCUCAUUUUACUUGUCUUUACUUCUUCCUUUGAAGCGAUAAUCCCACCGGCACAUCCUUUUGUAUCGUGCUUUCCUAUGCAAAUAAAAUUCAAAAGACAGUC
This is a messenger RNA of Stegastes partitus (bicolor damselfish), 1049 nucleotides long. RefSeq names its product mannan-binding lectin serine protease 1-like. Lineage: Eukaryota; Metazoa; Chordata; Actinopteri; Pomacentridae. The record is from RefSeq and is a predicted model, not a curated record. The transcript is spliced from 6 exons. Bases 1 to 924 code for a protein of 307 amino acids. Gene Ontology annotation, molecular function: serine-type endopeptidase activity; calcium ion binding.